AUGAUAAGGCGCGUGAAGAACAGACGUUGGCAUUGGAAACCCAAGUGUCAGAAAGCGCUUGGAGUAGCUCGGCAACUGGUGAACAUAAAAGAGAAAAUAUACCUAUCAGUGGAACUGAAAGGGAGAUACAAGCAGCAGUUUGAAUUGAAUACGUUCAAUAUUACAAGUAGCGCUGUGGAUACAGUCGCAGCUCUGGAAAAGCACUUGAGAAAAGGAAAGAGAAGUGCAAUGAAUUUUGAUGAUUUUAUUGAAGAAUUUAAACUGCGAUAUGAAUAUGAAACAGAUUGGACGAAAAUCCAUUUGGAAGUCUCGAUACUGGAGUGGCUGAAAAGACAUCUAAUCACCGACGAACUGCCAUCAUCAGCCAAAAAACGCUUCGAGGAUUUAAAUAAUAGUGAAGUAAACCGGAUAAUAAGUGAGGCUUACAUGGAUGUGUUGGAAUGGGAUCCUCAGCAUCUGUUUCCUGAAACUCUCAAGGUAUAG
Molecule: messenger RNA, 483 nt
Organism: Gongylonema pulchrum
Lineage: Eukaryota; Metazoa; Nematoda; Chromadorea; Rhabditida; Gongylonematidae
Source: the annotation of a GenBank genome assembly